AUGCCCAGGGGUGAAAGGGGUGGUAAGAAAACAAAGAAGUCCAAGGAAUUGGCUGAGGCUACCAUCAGAGGUGAACACGUUCCAAAGUCAGCACCGUCGUCUUCAUCGGGUUUGGAAAGGUUGCGUAGGGUAUCAGAAAGGGAUGCCAGUAAAGCUCUUAAUUUGAACGAACCAAAGGCAGCACCUGAUUCUGUUGUACCGGUUGUGACAUCCGAGACUCGUAGUUUGCCCAAAAGUGUUGUGACGUCAGAAAUCCGUAGCGUACCCGCGAGGGCUGUACCCAAAGCUGUUGUGGCCCCGGUUACGCCCCCAAAAGUUGCUGGAACACCAUCUGAGUUUGUAGAGGUCGCAGUGGAGCCUGAGUUUCCAGACUUUGAACCAAGGGAUAAGCCAAGGUUGUCGGAAGCAGUUCCUGAGAAAUUGGGAAAACCGGUGGUGAACCCCCCAAAGCCGGUCGCUCCAUUUGUAGCUUCAUCCGUUGUUCCUGGAAUCCCCCAAGCUUCAAGCGUGGUUGCGAGUUCAUCUAGUCAAGGGUUCAGGGUCCCGCCCAAGAAAAGGCCGGCGGAGCCACCUUUUGAAUCUAGUGCUAGCAUGCCAAAGUCUGUUGUGAGGGAGAUCCCAAAACCACCUGCGUCGGCACCUUCAUCGGUUGCAAAGACCAUUGGUGUGGCACCGGCAAUUCAAGAAUAUCGCGUGUCCAUUGAUUUCAACAAAGUGCUUAACGUUCAACAAGCUGGGGACGCUGAAUUCAGGGACGGUAUCCAUCCUGUCAACUGGAUUGAGCAAGGGAGGUUUUCGGCGACGCUUCAGACGCGGACGUUCGAGAGCUGCUGGCAUGUUCACGGUCCGGAUCCUAGCAUUGUCGGCAACUUGGCAGCACAAGCCGCAUCAUCGGAGAUGAGAGCGGAAGCAGCUAGUGCCGUGGCUGGGGUUAGAAUGGAGGCCGCACAAGCGGUGGUUGAUGCGCGUUUGAGCGCAGAAGUGUCUCGGAGGGAGGCUGUGGAGGCCGUUGCCCAAGCACAGAUGAACGCCGAAUCCACUCGGAUUGGUGCCGAUUCACCUUCGGCCCUCAAACAUUGGUAUGACAAAGUUGUGUACAUCCUGAGUCAACUACCGUUGAAUCAACGUCCAACGGAAGAACUCAUGAGUCAAUGGAUCUACACCACUCUCAAGAAGCAUCCAUUGUUGCGCCGUGUCAUAGAUAAGUAUCAUGAUUCUGCACUGGGCUCAUAUCACCGCUCAUUUGAUGCCAUUUGGAAAGGAGUUGAAAAAGCUUUGUUGGAGGCUCAAUAUGGUGCCAAUGCUCAGUCGGUUAGAGACGACUUGAAACGGGGACCACAGGGUAAGAGAACUGCAAUGCCAGGCACCAAAGGUGAUGGCAAAACUAAGGACACGAAAACCAACCCAAACAAGACAGGUAAAGGUUCUACAGGUGGAACUGGGAAAGGUUCAGGCAACCAGGGUGCACAAGCCAAGCCCAAGGAAAAGCCAGGACCUUCGACUAAAGGGGGACCCACAGACCAGGGCAAAGGUAAAACCAGGCCCCUCACACCCGAUGAGAAGGCCAAAUCGCCAUGCAUAUACUUCAUGAAGAAUCGUUGCAUGCGAGGAAACCAAUGCCCAUAUAGUCAUGCUGUGUCAACUACCCCACAACCCAAACCUAAGGCCUCAUCAGGACCUGGGUUAGUUGCAAAAGCGGCCGCAGUGGCAAUCUUGGCCACGCCAACUGCAGCCACAGCACUGUCGUCCACGCCGGCGCAGUACCUCGAGUUGGUUGGAAACACUGGUGCAGGAGAGGACCUUGCAUCCGUGGAGGCACUCAGACGGCAGGGGUUGGAUGUCGACCAGUUCGUCACGCAGACGAGCAACCCGGACGUGUUCGAGGACGCUGCUGACCCUGUGUCUAGCGCGGGCAGCAGAGGAAAGGAACAUGUCAACCCUGUGCCUGGCGCGGGUGGCAUGAGUGAAAAAGUGGAGCACGGUAAUCCUAGAGAAGACGACCAAGGGAAAAUCAAGGUGGUCUCUGACCGCGCGCCCGAGAUCAAAAGUGCCUUGAGGAAUCUUGGAUUCGCGAGCGAGCCGGCGGCGCCGUAUCAAAAGAUUAAGAAUGCGUUGGCUGAAUCAACCAUUAGGACAAUCACGGGCAUGACAUCCUCCAUUUUGAUCCAUUCAGGAAUUGAACUUCAAUACUGGCCACUUGCUCAGAAGUAUUUGGAAUGGGCUUACAACAUCACCGCACCAGCCAGAGGGAUUGAAACGGAUUCAGAAGAAAACUUGUCCCGGUAUGAGAAAGCCAUGGGAUACUCAAUCGAUUGUUUCAUGGUACCCUUUGGUGCAUUGGUGUGGUACAAAGAUCCUGACCCAUACUCAUAUGGUCCCAAAGGAGAACCUGCUUUGUUUUUGGGAGCGGAAUUGACCGAUGGGAUGUUGUUCAAGGGAUGCUAUAGAGUUUGGCCCCUUGAGCAAUUCCAGAGUGGGGUUUUCAAGGAACACGUUUCACGAACUAUCGCUAUCCCCAAUGGCCAAUGGAAAUUUGCAGCUUUGACACCACAAUCAGUCCCGGCGUUGGAUCCAAUUGCAGAUCAGGAACUUGACGUAUUGGAUGGGGGUAAUUCUGAAGGAUACUCUCCGUCCAUUGCAUCACAUGACCUCAACGACAAAGAUUGCAAAGAGUUUUGGGACUCAGUCGGGAGGGACGACCCAGCGCCUGGCGCGGGAGGCCCGACCGAAGAGAGCAGGUUCAAUAAACUCUUGGACGAGGUCGAGCCGCCUAGGGCCAGGGGAAAAGAUGCAGAAGAGGAAGUUCCCAAGGCCGUUGAGACCACGGCGGCCGAGGAGGAUUUCUUCGGCCUGUCAACCCCUGUCACUGGCAAAGAGCUCUCAGCGAUGGAACUGGAGGAGCUUUUCAGUCAUCCCCAAGGCAAAGACAAAAUUAAAGAGGAGGCUGAUGAAAUGAGGCUUCUUCAGGUUUGGGACGAUGAUGACGUGCAUGAAGUUGAGGAGUUGCGAUCCCAGGCCCGCAAAGAAGGAUGGAAGGUGCACAUAGCAGAAGCCAUGCCUAUAGGAUCGAUAAAGAAUUCCGAAUCAAAGGAUAAGGCAAAACUGAAAGUCAGACUUGUGUUCAGAGGCGACGGCGCAAGAGACGAAAACAACCAGUUGGCUUUGUUUCGGGAGUUGAAGUCGAUACCGGCGACCAUAGCUACUAUAAACUUGGUGCUUUGGUAUGGUUUGAGGGUCAACAACAUAGUUCAGAUUGCUGAUGCACGAAAGGCAUACCUUCAGGCGCCGAUUCGAUCAGAGACUCCAACGUAUGUAAUCCUUCCUAGAGAGGCAUGGCAACCUUCAUGGCAUCGCAAAAAGAAGGGCUGCGGCAAGGCUGUUGAAAGCCAUGUACGGACAUCCCACAUCUGGGGACGAUUGGACCCAGUACUUGGACGAAAUUGUAGUCAUCCGACUUCAAGGUGA
Cladocopium goreaui is the source of this 3465-nucleotide messenger RNA. The record is from the annotation of a GenBank genome assembly. Lineage: Eukaryota; Dinophyceae; Suessiales; Symbiodiniaceae.